AUGGGCAAGCGUGGCCAGAAGCGUGCGCUGGAUAGCGGAGAGGAAAUUCCUCUGCGCAGUGACGAGCUCCGGCCGCCAGAUGAGCUGCCCGAACGGGAGGCAGCAGCAGUGCGCGCUGCUCUGGAGCGCUGGAGGGAGCUCAGGCAGCGAGUGGAGGUUCUGAGACCGAUGCUGGAACAUGAGGACCGCCUUAUGCGGGACAUCCUGGAUAGGGGCUUGGGGAGCGAGGACCGAAAGACUUUGCGGAAGCUCGCCAGUGUCGGUGCCCGCGAUGCGGAAGCAGAAGCUGCGCAGGUUGCGGACUCUGUUGGGCAGGAGCGGCACCGACUGCAAGAAAUCCUCAUGCAGAAUCAUCGAGAGCUGCUUGAGCUCUCGACCACAACGACGCCAGAUGACAAGAAGGAGCUCAUCUCCGAAAUGGAUGGCGUGCUAGAUGAGCUCAAGAAAGCACAGGAUGCGGUGCACGUGGAGCUGUUAGCAACCAAGGACAAAGAGGACAUGUCCGCGGUUCGAGCCUACGGCCGCUCCCUCAACGACUUGAAGGCUCUCACAAGACGUCUAGACUGUGAACGGCGGAGCUUAACCAAGAACUCUGCCUUGGCGAUGCUGCUGGUCACUGUCUGUAGACGAAUACUGCCAGCCCGGAAGAUAGAUCCCUCCGAGCUGACCAACAUACCGGCGUCACAUCAAGGAUACCUGCAGAUAUUGGACUUCUACUUCUUUUCGGAUGCAAGUCUUUACUGCUUCGGGGAACAUUUCUCCGGGCCGAAUUGGUUCACUCGCUUGAAGCGAAACGUUGCCAUACUGUCUGUUUCGGACGGUGAUGGAAAUAGUGUCUACAAUGACUUUGCGGUAAGCGGUGAGUACAAGACUCCAGGCGCGCCGCUGGCUCCUGACAAUGGGCCUCUUCAGUCGAUUGAAGCUGCCGACGAAAAUGGUCGCGUUUUCGAUCGCCGCCACGACGCAGAGUUCAAGCUUCUGACUGGUCUCUGCCGAACGGUGCCAGCGGAGAGGCGCUCGACCUGGCGUGCCCGGGCAACGCUGUGGUCGAAGAAACCGCUUUGCCGAAGCUGUGCCGGGGCGGUGGGCCAAGUUCAAAGACUUUUCCCUGAAUUGACAGUUAACAUUGUUGUUGGAGAGCCCAAGACAGAGAACGAGUGCUCCAACGUGCCGAAUGGCAAGAGACUCGCAGCAAAUGGCUGUCGAGCGGAGCCGGGCUCAUUGCCGAUGGAAUGA
Symbiodinium natans is the source of this 1236-nucleotide messenger RNA. NCBI's taxonomy places the organism in Eukaryota, Dinophyceae, Suessiales, Symbiodiniaceae. The record is from the annotation of a GenBank genome assembly.